Syngnathoides biaculeatus (alligator pipefish) is the source of this 1997-nucleotide messenger RNA. RefSeq names its product all-trans-retinol 13,14-reductase-like. Gene Ontology annotation, molecular function: GDP-dissociation inhibitor activity; all-trans-retinol 13,14-reductase activity. Lineage: Eukaryota; Metazoa; Chordata; Actinopteri; Syngnathiformes; Syngnathidae. The record is from RefSeq and is a predicted model, not a curated record. Gene Ontology annotation, biological process: small GTPase-mediated signal transduction. The transcript has 11 exons. Bases 94 to 1926 code for a protein of 610 amino acids.
UUCCCCGCCUCUCGAUACGGAACACAACCAGUUUCCAGGUGGCUCGAGUCCGCACUGGUCACGGCAAGCCCGGAAGGUGAGCAGAAAGCAAUCAUGUGGCUCACCGUGGCGAUUUUUGCCGUCGCCCUGCUCGCUUUCUGCCUGAAAUACGUCUUCGCGACUUCCGGAUCCAAUCCCUUUGAGGCGGACACGCGAGAACCGCUGAAGCCGAUGGUCCAUGACAGGAAAGAGAAGAACAAAGUGUUGAAACAAGGCUUCUUGGCCAGUAAAGUACCUGAAAACUUGGACGCCGUCAUCAUCGGCAGCGGGAUCGGCGGGUUGGGCCUGGCGGGGCUUCUGGCUAAAGUGGGCAAGAAGGUUCUGGUUCUGGAGCAGCACGACCGGGCCGGCGGUUGCUGCCACACGUUCACCGAGAAGGGUUUCGAAUUUGACGUCGGAAUCCACUACAUCGGCGAACUGCUGGACCAUAAGCCGUUCCGCUGCAUCGUGGACCAGUUGACCAACGGGCAGCUCCAGUGGGAGCCACUGGAGAAUCCGUUUGACCACGUCGUGAUCGGGCCACCGGAAAACCGGCGCCGUUACCCCAUCUACAGCGGGCGGACGCGCUUCCCCGAGGAGCUGAAGAAGCUCUUCCCGGGCGAGGAGGCAGCCAUCGACGAGUACUUGCGACUGGUCAAGAAAACGACCCGCGGCAUCUGGUUCAUGGUCCUGAUCAAGCAAUGUCCGGCCUUCUUGUCGGAGCUGCUGGUACGCACCGGCGUGGUCAAAUAUCUCUCCGCGUUCUUCGAAAUGGCGCCCCGCAGCUUGACUGAAGUAGUCAACGGCCUGACUGAGAACAAGGACCUCCGGGCCGUCUUUUGUUACAUCUUUGGCACCUACGGUGCGAUGCCAAAAGAAGCCAGCUUCGCCAUGCACAGCGUGCUGGUCAAUCACUACCUGAACGGGGCCUGGUACCCCAAAGGCGGCGCCAGCGAAAUCGCCUACCACAUCAUCCCCAUCAUCGAGAAGGCGGGGGGCGCCGUUCUGGUGCGAGCGCCCGUAAACCGCAUCCUGUUUAACGACGAGCGGGAAGCGUGCGGUGUUAGUGUCGUGAAGGGCCAGGAGGAGGUCCACAUCCGCGCUCCCAUUGUCAUCUCCAACGCGGGUAUCUUCAACACCUACCAGAAGCUUCUGCCCAAAGAACUCCAGGCCAUGCCGGCAAUCCAGAGACAAUUGAGCAUGAUGAAGCACGGCUUAGGCGGCCUCAGCAUCUUCGUGGGACUCAACGGGACCAAGGAGGAGCUCGGCCUCAAAGCCGACAACUACUGGAUCUUUUCUGAGAACAAUUUAGACGAAUUGGUGACCGAGUACAUUGAGGGUGACAGGGAGGAGUCCUCCAAAAAAAUCCCCCUCCUGUUUGUCGCCUCCCCGUCCGCUAAGGAUCCCACCUGGGAGGAGAGGUCGCCAGGCAAGUCCACAGUGAGUCUGGUCAGCUUCGCCAAUUACGACUGGUUCGAGGAGUGGAAGGACGACAAGGUGACCAAUCGAGCGUCUGACUACAAGCAGCUCAAGCAGGCGUUCAUCGACACCGCCCUGCAGGUGGUGCUGGACGUGUUUCCGAAAAUAACGAGGGACAAGGUGGAAUACAUCGACGCCGGCACGCCCAUCACCAACACGCACUACAUCGGAACCCCCAAGGGCGAGAUCUACGGGGCGGACCACGGCCUUGAGCGCUUCACCCCGGAGCUCAACGCCAGCGUGAGGCCCCAGACGCCGUUGAAGAACCUCUACCUGACAGGUCAAGAUGUGUUCCUGUGCGGCUUCGCAGGCGCGCUGGCCGGCGCGCUCACUUGUGGCUCGGCAAUACUCCACCGCAAUUUGCACCUGGAUGCCGUGGCGCUAGCCAAGAAGACCAAGUUUGUCAACGGCAAACUGAAGGGGGUCUAAUCGGGACGAGAAGGGGCUACUGGCUUGACCAAAAUGGCUUUUUUAAUAUAAAAAAGAGAAUGUGCUCAUCA